AUGUGGCUCACAGUGGCAGAAAGAAUCCAGAUAGUGAAUUCUGCUGACGUCUCAAUCAGGGAUGAACCAAUUGUUGAGGCGUCGAUUGACAUUAUUGAGGAGCAACCGCCGCCACAGCCAAAUGAAGGACCUGCGGUUACUUCCGCCGCCAGGAAAAGGAGAAGAACAAGUGAUCCCACUAUUCCUAUGAAAGAGUAUUCCAGAGGGAAAGUAGAUGUGUCCAAAAAAAAACUUGAUCUUUAUCUUAUAGAGCAUCAGAAAAGAAUCAAAAUACUCAACUUGGAGGAGGAAGCGGAUGAGAAUCUUGAAAAUAGAGGAGAAGGCCAAAAAUAAUUUGAAAGUUUCAGAAUUGGAAGAGGAAACUGCCAAAAUGUAUUUGGAAAAGGAGAAAGUGGAGUUGGAAAUUUCAAAAAUAAAGUUGGAAAGAGGAAAAUUGUGACAUAAUGUUAGGCCUAAUUUGUA
Molecule: messenger RNA, 462 nt
Organism: Nilaparvata lugens (brown planthopper)
Lineage: Eukaryota; Metazoa; Arthropoda; Insecta; Hemiptera; Delphacidae
Exons: 3
Coding region: 1-333 (110 amino acids)
Source: RefSeq, a predicted model, not a curated record